This is a messenger RNA of Dracunculus medinensis (Guinea worm), 1062 nucleotides long. NCBI's taxonomy places the organism in Eukaryota, Metazoa, Nematoda, Chromadorea, Rhabditida, Dracunculidae. The record is from the annotation of a GenBank genome assembly.
AUGUCAGUCGUGGAUUCCGAUGAACGUGUUCUUCCAAGUCGUACGCCUUCCGAGGAUUUAAAUUCAACAGUUCUUGAGGUAAAAUGUGGUCAGUUGAUUGCUCGUUUACAUACCGAUAAAUUUAUAUGUCCUGGAAUUCAUCAACCAUGUAUCGAGUUGGAUGGUGAAAUGAUUAGUCCAAAAGAAUUUACAAUACGAGCGAAUAAAGAUAAACAAAAGGAUUGGAAAGGUAGCAUACGAAUCGGUAAAUCUAAUAUGAGGUCGCUGAUGGAAUGUAAAAGUUUGGAUUUCUAUAACCACGAUACAUAUUGUAGUGCAAAAUGCCAAAGCCGAAAUUAUAUAACAUCAAAAAAUUUCGUUGGUGAUUUAUCGCUAAAACCAGAUGUUUUUUUUGGUGCAUCAACAUCAAACUGCGAAUUAUCUGAUACGAAUCCUUGCGGAAAUACAGUUAUCUCAAAUGCCCUCCAACGCCUUGUCAAUAAUCCAUCUGCAUUGGCUUCUAUAAGUAUUAUGAGCGAUCAGUUGAUUUUAUCAACGUUAUUAUCAUCAGGAAAUAGUGGUCGAACAACUGAUGGUGCUGUAUUAAAACAAGAAGAUAGCGUUGACCGUUCUCAUCUGACUAAUAUCAGUAGAGCUAUGCAAGACCAACCCGUUAAAUUUUGGACUAUGGUCUCAGACAUGGGUCUGUUCGAUGAAUUUAUGAAUAUGAUUAUUACCGCAAUUAAUCAAACACAACGAUUAGUAAGUAUGGGUUCAGCUCAACGUGAUGCAGUUGCCGAAAAAUUGUCGCAAAUGGCAAAGGUGUUCGAACUGGAAGAUAUUAUCAGUACCCGAAUACAUGCGAAACGUCUACAGUAUCUCGUGGAUACCAAUUUAUUAAAAAAUAAAUUCCAAGCAGAAUUGCAACGAAAAACGGAGGAAUGUCGUCGAGAGCUGGAAGAAGCGCGACGAAGGGUGGCUCAAAUCGAUGAAAUCGUUUUAGACCCACUUUUAUUUCCUGUAAAACGCAGUCGACUUUCCAGUACAGAAGAUGUUAUCGGUGGUAUGGCUAAAAAUGAUUAG